GUAACCCGGGCCCAAGCCCUGCAGGAAAUGAUGCUUCCCUUUGCCUUACUUCUUGCCGUGGGGCUCCCAUUGGUGGGAACAAACAUCACCACUGCUGUUGAGCGUGCUCCUUGGACCUAUAAUUUGGAGUGCAAAGAAUGUGCAGUCCUGAACAACUUCAACUGUGCAUACAAAAAGAAAUGUCCAUAUGAAAUUAGACGCUGUAUGACGAUCUCCAUUCGUGUGAACUCUCGUGAACUACUCGUUUAUAAGAACUGUACAAAAGACUGCAAAUUUCUAUAUGAUGUUCAAGUGCCUCCUGAAGCCCCAAGAUCUGGUAUCAUAUCUAAUCAUUUCUAUUUUGUUCGUUGCUGUAAUGGCAUGGUUUGUAAUGAGGGAGGACCUACUAAUAUUGAAAGAGACAUACUUGUGGAUGAAACAGUUGAGGAGGAGCUUCCAGGAGGAACUGUGCGUUUCGGAGAGUCGAAAUGUGUCCUGAUCCUUGCCUCUGUCAUAGUCAGCAACACACUGACUUGAGAACCACUCCUGGGAAGUUCUGCUCAUCUUCCCCCAUUCCUCAGAGAAAUUUUGCUCUCCCUUGCUCCCUUGUAAAUCAGAGAGGCUGAUCCACAGUGCCUCCA
Lemur catta (Ring-tailed lemur) is the source of this 620-nucleotide messenger RNA. It is a transcript of the gene GML, whose product is annotated as glycosylphosphatidylinositol anchored molecule like. Bases 28 to 516 code for a protein of 162 amino acids. Lineage: Eukaryota; Metazoa; Chordata; Mammalia; Primates; Lemuridae. The record is from RefSeq and is a predicted model, not a curated record. The transcript has 4 exons.